This is a messenger RNA of Octopus bimaculoides (California two-spot octopus), 4542 nucleotides long. RefSeq names its product aldehyde dehydrogenase family 3 member B1. Gene Ontology annotation, biological process: aldehyde metabolic process. Lineage: Eukaryota; Metazoa; Mollusca; Cephalopoda; Octopoda; Octopodidae. The record is from RefSeq and is a predicted model, not a curated record. Gene Ontology annotation, cellular component: cytoplasm. Gene Ontology annotation, molecular function: aldehyde dehydrogenase (NAD+) activity.
CCAAAUGAGUUGAAUGAGACAACCAAGUCAGACAGGAGAAAGUACAUACAUAUAUAUAGAUAUAUAUAUAUAUAUACAAACAAAUAUACCUUUGUAUGUAUGUGUGUGUAUGAGAAUCUGUACAACCAGCACAUUUUUACCGGAUUCUUGGUAGGAAAAACAGUUACCUAAAUCAUGAAUUUAAGCUGUUCGAAACCACCAUAAAAAUAAUUCUGGCAUUUUGUGUAAAGGAUUUUGUUUUAUUGGUCUACUGUUCAUAUUAACUAUUUUGGAUUUGUAGUGUAUCAUUAUAAAUGAUGAAUAAUACCAACAUGACAGCUACUGAACAAGUUUUCAAGCUUCGGCAGUCUUUCCAGAGUGGAAUUACCAAGCAUAUAGACUGGCGCCAAAAGCAACUGAAGGCUAUGCUAUUAAUGUUUGAGGAGAACAGAAAUCUUUUUGUAGAAGCUCUGAAAAAUGACUUGUGUAAAGACCCAUUUGAAAGUCUUUUGAUGGAAAUUGACUUCAUUUGUAAUGAAAUUAUCUACACUUUGAACAACUUUGAAUCAUGGGUAUCACCUGUAAAGGUCUCCAAAGAUUUCCUUAAUCUUGCUGAUGACUGUUUUAUCAAGAAAGAACCAUUUGGUGUGAUCUUGGUGAUUGCACCAUGGAAUUACCCAAUUCAAUUACUUUUCUCACCCUUAAUUGGAAUAUUAGCUGCAGGAAACUGUGCAAUGUUAAAACCAUCAGAAUUUGCCCCACAAACAAGUCAACUGAUAGAAACCCUUAUACCUAGAUAUAUGGACACCGAAUGUAUAUGUGUGUAUCCUGGAGGUACUGAAGAGCUCACAGACCUACUGGAUCAGAGAUUUGAUCACAUCUUCUUUGCUGGAAGUUCAAGUUUUGGUCGGGCUGUUAUGGCUGCUGCAUCAAAAUUCCUCACACCUGUUACCUUACAGCUGAGUGGCAAAUGCCCUGUUUAUGUGGAUGAAAACUGUAACUUGGAAGUUGUGGCACAAAGGAUCAUUUGGGGAAAACUUAUCAAUGUUGGACAAAACUGUGUUGCUCCAGACUAUGUCAUAUGUAACUUUGAGAUCCAGGACCUUUUGUUUGAAAGAAUGCAAAUGGCAAUUCAAAAAUUUUAUGGUAAUGAAAUCAAUGGCUCAGAGUUUUAUGGGAAAAUUGUCAAUGAACAACAAUAUCAACGGCUCAAAAACCUUCUGAUGCGUCAGCAACCAACUUAUGGAGGCCAGGUUGAUGAUAUGCAGCAGCUUAUAACACCAGGAUUAAUUAUAAAUGCAAAGCCAGGAGAUCCAUUUAUGGAAGAAGAGAUCUUUGGUCCAAUACUUCCAAUUGUGCCAGUGAGAAGUGCUGAUGAAGCAAUUGAUCUCAUCACCAGUUAUGAGAAGCCACUUGCUUUAUAUUUAUUCAGUAAAGAUAAACGGUUAAUACAGCAGUUUCUGACAGAAACUUCUAGUGGAGGUGUGUGCAUCAAUGACACUGUGGUUCACACAGCACUUAACACUCUUCCAUUUGGGGGAGUUGGCAACAGUGGUAUGGGUUACUACCAUGGAAAAUUCUCCUUUGAUAACUUCAGUCACCAUAAAUCAGUCAUGUGGAAAUCUAUGGCCCUUGAAUCAGUUAACUCAAUUCGUUAUCCUCCAUAUAAUGAGAGAAACUAUCGGAGGUUGCAGUGGGUGCUCAGGAAAUCUCUCAAAAGAGGACAUUGAUCAUUAACAAGAACAGAAGCAUAAAUUCAAGAGGAUCUAUGUUAAGAAUGAAAUUUAAUUUUUCAAUGUUUAAUAAUCCCUUUAAUUUAUUAAUUUGUUUUAUUUAAUUUCAAAUCCCUAUUGAGAGAUUAUUAUAAGCUUCCUUCUAUCAAUUAUUUUUAUAUACAUGUAGUCCAAGAAAAAUGUUUAGGGUUUUUCUAGGCUCUUGUUGACAGAGACACAAGAACAAAGUCGGACGAAAUGCCAUUAGGCAAACAGUUCUGCUAACAAGUGAUUGAUGUUGAAUUUGGAUAUUCUUUUUAUUAAUUUGUAUCUUACUAGUCAAUUGCAAUACCAUUUCUACCAACUUUCGAAUAUAAAUCCUUGCAUAUCAAAUUCUUAUAGAACAGAACAAAAAUAGUAUUAAAAUUAGAUCCAGGAUGUUUUAUACAGAAUGAUCAUAAGAGAUUGUCACAAGAAAAGGGUUAAAAUAUAUAGUUUGGGUGGAUUAAGGUGCUUGAUACCAAAAAUAAAAGCUUCAGGCCUUAUCAAAGACACUAUCUUAUAAAUCUGGAUAAAGUAUCUUGGUUCAUUUCAGUUAGAAAAGAGAUAGGAUUACCUUGUGAAAUACAAAAGAAACUAAAAAGUAUCUAUAAAAUACCUUGUUACUAUAUUUUUCUCGUGUAAUUCUUAUCAACAACAAGGGUAAUAUUCAAGGUGUGCUACUAACACGUCUCUACAUUAUUUUUAUCUGGUUCAUAUUUUUUAUAUUUUUAUAAAGUAUAUUUCAAAAUUAUUUGUAAGUUGCUGAAAGCCAAAAGGAAGAGUCAACAAUUUGUGUUUCAUCACUAGAGUCAUGUGUCCAUUGACAAGACAUAACUUUUGUUGGUCUCCUCCAUCUUAAUGGUUGAGGUGUACUUUUCUACUAACCAAAUAUCAUGGGCAGAAAUUAAGGAGACACAUCCCUAAAUCAAUACAUUUAAUUAGUUUGAGAAAUAUUCAAGCUAGUGAAUCUAUUUAAUCACACUUGUAGGAGAAAAAUCAAUAUCGGUUAAUUACUUGACUAUCAUUUCAAUGUAUACUUUUAUUUUAUAAAACAAUGUAAAAGAUUAUCUUACAAUAAUGUUCAACACACCAUGAUUUAUCACCAGUAGCACAUCUCUGGUUAAACAUACCACCAAAUAAAGAUGAAGCAAAAUGAUAAGGAAAAGGUUAAAAUUAUACUGAAAAAUUUCUCAUUUCAAAUGGUAGACAUGAUAACUUGCAUAAAAGAAUUUCCAUAUUUUGUUUCACUUAGGCAUAGCAAUAUUAAUUAACCUGUUUUUAGGACUCAAUAUACUUAUGCUUCAGAAUAGAGUAUUUGGCAAGUGCAGGGUGUAAUAUGAAAUUAAUGAAAUGACAAAAGAACAGGAAUUACAUAAUCAACUUCAUUAGCUUACAACUGUUUCUGCUAUAAUAAGCAGUACACUCAGAGCUGAGUAAUUGUACUUCAUCUUAUAGUAGAAACAGUUGAAAGCUAAUGAAGCUCAUUAUGUAAUUCCUGUACUCUUAUCAUUCCAUUAAUGCUUUAUAUAUAUAUAUAUAUAUAUAUAUAUAUAUAUAUAUAUUUGCCAACUAAAUGUAGUGGUCCUAUAGAGGACGGUGUUACUGUUGUUGAUAUAUAUAUAUAUAUAUAUAUAUAUAUUGUACAUGUUAAAUAGUUAAUAAUCCACGAAUUCAUUACUGAAAGCUUGCACAUACACAAAAUGUGGGGUAGGGUGCACAUGUAAAAUUGUAAGUAAUGUAUCUGUGAAUUAUUUGAUGAUUACUUAAUUAUAAACUCUUCAUGAUAUAUUGAGUGGCCUUUUCUUUCGUUAGUAUAUAUGAACAUACAUACGCGCACACACACUUACAUACAUACAUAUAGAAGUAGUAAGGGUAAAUAAACACAGUUAGACUUGAGACACAUAUGUAUAUGUCCCAAGCCUUACUACUACCAUAGCAGCUCAAUUUAGCCACUUUUGAAGCCCUGAGCUAGGCUCUUGAUGAGGAAUUUGGAAUUUAAGUUCACAUUUAUUUGAGCAUUAUUCUGUGCUACUUAUACUUUGCUCUCACUCACUCUAUAAGUGUGUGUGUGCAUAUAUAUACAUACACACACAUAUAUAUAUAUAUUUCAAAUAUUACAGUAGCAUUUCAGUACAAAUUUUACCAAAAGGCACAGUAGAAGAGUCUAAAGGAUAAUAUAAGAAAAUAUAGUGUAGGAAGUGGAAUGACAACUGCUGUAUACAUAUAAAAAUAAAUAAUUUUUUCCUAGACAUAAUUAUAUGAGCUCAAAUCCACCACAGGAGUUUUGUUGUGUUUCUACAUCACAUCACUUUUCCUGACUGUUAGAAAUAGAUUUUCUAUGAAAAGGUCAAUGACAUCAAUGGAGCUGAUCACCCAUUGAAAGAUACUUCUGAUGACAAAAGGUCAAGUGAUUAACUCAAUUUAUUCAGGCCAAAUAAAAAAACACUUAUCAUUUUUAAAUGUGCACAGUGAAUAGAUAAGAUCUAGAAAUAAAACAUAAUAAAAAGACAGGACUGCCAAGUGCUCACUUCUCUUUUUAUUUUGCACUAUAUUCAAAAUCAACAUAUAUUAAUGUAUUCCUUGAUUAAUUUCAGCUUUAAUAAUUAAUUAACUAUAUAUAUAGUUCAAUACAUCCAUCGAUAUUUUAAUAUAAAAUAAUUGUAGAUUAGCCUUCAUUAAUUUCCUUUUAAUGUUCAAUAGAACCAUUAAAUUACAAAGAAAUACAUUAGCAAAACUAGCAAUUUUUAUACUUGUUUUCUAAUUGUUACUAAAAUAUAUGUAAAAUAAAAUAAUAGAAUAAUAAUUUCAA